This is a messenger RNA of Telopea speciosissima, 525 nucleotides long. Its product is annotated as 60S acidic ribosomal protein P2-1-like. Gene Ontology annotation, cellular component: ribosome; cytosolic large ribosomal subunit. Gene Ontology annotation, biological process: cytoplasmic translational elongation. The record is from RefSeq and is a predicted model, not a curated record. NCBI's taxonomy places the organism in Eukaryota, Viridiplantae, Streptophyta, Magnoliopsida, Proteales, Proteaceae. Gene Ontology annotation, molecular function: structural constituent of ribosome. Bases 121 to 471 code for a protein of 116 amino acids. The transcript has 3 exons.
ACCCUAGAUUAGUAAAGAGAAAUGGGAGCCGUAGACUUGCGCCUAUAGGCAUUCCCAUCUCUCAUUCUUUUUCUCUCUCUGUGACUAUAAUUUUACUUUAUCUCAGUUUUCUGAGAAGAAAUGAAGGUUAUCACUGCCUACUUGCUCGCUGUUCUGAGCGGAAACACCAGCCCUUCUGCCAACGAUUUGAAGAACAUUCUUGGAUCAGUUGGGGCUGAUGCUGAAGAUGAUAGAAUUGAGCCUCUGCUCUCUGAAGUUAAGGGUAAAGAUAUUACAGAGCUGAUUGCAUCUGGAAGGGAGAAGCUUGCUUCAGUGCCUUCUGGUGCUGGUGGUGCCAUUGCAGUGGCUACAAGUGCUGGUAGCGGCAGCGGUGGUGGUGCAGCACCUGCUGUGGAUGAGCCAAAGAAAGACGAGAAGGUGGAAGAGAAAGAGGAAUCAGAUGAUGACAUGGGCUUUAGUCUUUUCGACUGAGGGAUUCUGAUGCUGGUCUUUGAGUUCCCAUUUUUCUAGUGAAGUUUUGGUCAG